This is a messenger RNA of Aspergillus mulundensis, 777 nucleotides long. Its product is annotated as SDR family NAD(P)-dependent oxidoreductase. Gene Ontology annotation, molecular function: oxidoreductase activity. The transcript has 2 exons. Bases 1 to 777 code for a protein of 258 amino acids. NCBI's taxonomy places the organism in Eukaryota, Fungi, Ascomycota, Eurotiomycetes, Eurotiales, Aspergillaceae. The record is from RefSeq and is a predicted model, not a curated record.
AUGGAGUCCCAACAGAAUGCCCGUCUCAGUGGCAAGGUGGCUAUUGUAACCGGGGGCUCUCGCGGCAUCGGGGCCGGUUUGGUCCUGGAGCUCGCUCGGCAUGGCGCAAAGGUCGCAAUCACCUACACUUCCUCUAGCAGUGAACCGGGUUUGAAGGAGUUGAUAGACCGUAUCGGGGCGCUUGGGAAUGAUUCAGCUGCGAUCGCCAUCAAGGCCGACCUCCGAGACCCUGCUUCGCCCGGUUACAUUGUGGCUGAAACUAUCUGCAACUUUGGUGACAAAAUUGACAUCCUGGUGAACAAUGCCGGCAAGGAGCUUGUCAAGCGCAUCGAGGAAGUCACGGUGGCUGAUUUCAGUUCCAUUUACGACCUCAACGUCCGCGCCCCCAUGCUCACGCUCCAGGCCGUCCUUCCCCAUCUGCGUGCUCCGGGACGGAUCAUCAACAUUGGCUCCGUUGGAGCACGGCACGGCUUCAAAGAGCUUUCAAUAUAUUGCUCAUCGAAAGCUGCUUUGGAAGGCCUGACUCGAUGCUGGGCUGCUGAGUUGGGCAGCUCUGGGCAUACUGUGAACACGGUGAAUCCUGGCCCUGUCCGGACGGAGCUUUUCGAUAAUAUUCCAAAGGAGAUUGUCGAGAAACAAAUGGCUGAUACUCCGAUCGAGAACCGAGUUGCGACCGUGGAGGAUAUCGCCUUGGUGGUGUUGUGGCUUGCAAGUGAAGAGAGCCGGUGGAUUACCGGGCAGACGAUAUCUGCAAGUGGUGGAUGGGCCAUGUAUUAG